Lytechinus pictus (painted urchin) is the source of this 821-nucleotide messenger RNA. RefSeq names its product dachshund homolog 1-like. The record is from RefSeq and is a predicted model, not a curated record. Bases 168 to 821 code for a protein of 217 amino acids. Lineage: Eukaryota; Metazoa; Echinodermata; Echinoidea; Temnopleuroida; Toxopneustidae. The transcript has 5 exons.
UCCAUUCAUUCGCCUAUUGUUGUAUUUUGACGGUAUAGGAUUUCAACUUCCGUGUUUGUUGGUGUUUUGUUUCUUUCCUUUAAACUCCUCUUCGUUGAUGAAAAACUUAUUUUGAUUAUCGGUGCUUUGUGUGAUGUCGGCCUGUGACCUGUGACCCGACCUGGGAGAUGGCAAGUGGAAACAAGUUUGAUGAACUUAGAAAGAAAUUCAGUGCCGAAGGGGUCGGCAAUCCUGGAUUGGGAUUAAAGUCACCGCCUCCUCCUCCCGCCUCGAAAAAUGUGAACUUGGGACAUCCAGCACGAGGUGGAGGAGUAGGCGGAGGAGGAAGUGGAGGAGGAGGAGGAGGGAUGGUCACUAGAGGAGGAGGAGCCUUUGGUUAUAGAGGUAAUAGCUCCAAUUCAACAGGACCAAAGCUUUCUAGUAGUCAAAGUCAGCCUACUCUGCCAUCAUUGCCAUCGAGGACUCAGUCUCAGAGCUCAAGCUCCUCGGAUAUAUCAGACAUUCCUCCAGUGACCUCACCAAUAGCUGGUUAUUCAAAGAAAGCUCUGCCAGCGAGGGUAAUUUCACAACCGCCCUCUAUGUUCCGUCAGUCGGAAGCCCACAUAGAAGAGGACAUGUACACUGCUGCUGACGACGAGGAUGCCGACAUGAAUGGGGAUGGGGUAGAGGAUGAACUCUACAUGGUGGACCUGGAUGACAAUGAUCCUGCCGUUAGUUAUCCACCGACGUUCUAUAUGUGCUGUAGCCUUCAUGGAGAAGACAUCGAAUCAAAGUCAGCAGUUGAUAUCAACAGCAACCAGUAUAAUAUCUACAAUGUUUAA